Molecule: messenger RNA, 1635 nt
Organism: Baudoinia panamericana UAMH 10762
Lineage: Eukaryota; Fungi; Ascomycota; Dothideomycetes; Mycosphaerellales; Teratosphaeriaceae
Exons: 1
Coding region: 4-1551 (515 amino acids)
Biological process (GO): glucose 6-phosphate metabolic process; glycolytic process; intracellular glucose homeostasis
Cellular component (GO): cytosol; mitochondrion
Molecular function (GO): fructokinase activity; ATP binding; mannokinase activity
Source: RefSeq, a predicted model, not a curated record
AGCAUGGCGCUCGCUGCAGGUGCUGAGCGGGUAGCCGCAGAGUUUGAGUAUACGAAGGAAGAUGUCAACCGUGGUGUGCAGGAGUUCAUCCGACAGAUGGACGAGGGCUUGCAGAAGCAGGGCGCGACGAUGUCUCAGAUUCCGACAUAUGUCACGGCUGUGCCUAAUGGAACGGAGAAGGGCCUGUAUAUGGCGGUGGAUCUGGGUGGGACGAACUUCCGAGUAUGCAGUAUUCAAUUGCAUGGCAACAGCACGUUUAGCUUGACGCAGAGUAAAGUCAAGAUCCCGCAGCAGCUUAUGGUGGCCAAGACGAGCCAUGAGCUUUUUGCUUUCCUGGCAAAGCAGAUCGAACUGUUCCUGAAGACGCACCACAACGAUCACUAUGUCACGCACGUGGAGAGACGGAAGAGCUACGUCGGCUUCACGGAGGAGCAAGUGUUCAGCCUUGGCUUCACCUUCUCCUUCCCCGUGCAACAGUCUGGCAUUAACAAGGGCACACUCAUCAGAUGGACAAAGGGCUUCGACAUCCACGAUACAGUCGGCAAGGACGUCUGUGCGCUCUUGCAGAAGGAGAUUGAUGCGCUGCACUUACCAGUAAGGGUAGCAGCACUGGUCAACGAUACCGUAGGCACCCUUAUGGCUCGGUCAUACACCAGCCCUGGCAAGACUGGCACGCUCCUAGGCGCCAUCUUCGGCACGGGCACGAACGGUGCUUAUGUGGAGAAGCUGGAGCGCAUCACGAAGCUCAAGAAGAUGGGCGGUGUUAGCGCGUUUGAGGGAGAAACCGGAGAUAUGAUAAUCAAUACCGAAUGGGGCAGCUUCGACAACAAGAUGUCUGUCCUGCCCAACACGCCCUACGAUCGAGCAUUAGAUAAGGAGAGCAAUAACCCCGGCAUUCAAAUGUUCGAGAAACGCGUCAGCGGCAUGUUUCUGGGCGAGAUCCUGCGGCGUGCACUUCUAACUCUGGUUGAGGAUAAGAGUGUGCCGUUGUUCAGCGACGAGCACAGCAACCAGAACGACUUCCACUCGACAACCACGAUACACGAAGCGAGUCCGCUGUGGCGACAGUGGGGUCUAGAUACUUCUUUCCUCUCCAUCACUUCAGGAGAUAACAGUGCCGGCCUGAAAGUUACGCGACAGACACUCGAGAACGAUUACGAAGUCUCUGCGCCUUCUGCGGAAGAUGCAGAGGCCGUCCGACUGAUCGCUUCUGCCAUCGGGAAGCGUGCCGCGCGGUUAUCCGCUGUAGCCAUAGCAGCUGUAGUGAUCUCAACGGGCAAGCUCGAGAAGCCUGCAGACAUAGCCACAAGCAACAACGCGAGUCUGGAAGUGAACGAAGAUAACAUCGUCGAUAUCGGGGUUGACGGGUCGUUGGUAGAGUUCUACCCUAACUUUGAGGACUACAUUCGUGAAGCACUGCGGGAGAUACCGCAGAUUGGCCCGCAAGGCGAGAAAAGGAUACGUAUUGGCAUCGCGAAGGACGGGUCUGGCGUUGGUGCUGCACUCAUUGCGUUGGUUGCGGAUCAGGGUCGGAAGAGUGAGUUUCACUGACUGGCGAUCAACAACUAGUGAUGGAAGCUGACUUCACUUUGGGUAGACCCGACGAGCCCCUUGGCCGCGCGAACCUUCACGGGC